Symbiodinium sp. CCMP2592 is the source of this 408-nucleotide messenger RNA. The record is from the annotation of a GenBank genome assembly. NCBI's taxonomy places the organism in Eukaryota, Dinophyceae, Suessiales, Symbiodiniaceae.
AUGCCUUCAGCACAUGGUUUCUCCCUGAGCGACUUCCAGUCGGACCUCGUGGGCCCGUAUGUCAAGACUUGCCAGCGCUCGCCUUUGAGCAGCUUCUUUGGUGAGACCGUGCCAUCAGACCUCACCACCUUCAAGGUGGUCUUCGAGCCCAUGCGACGAACUCCAACAUCCUUCGAUCUUCAGGCGUUCUUCACAUCCCCGAAGGGCAUUGCAUGCUCAGCGAAGCUCGCUGCAAUCGUAACCACCGAAGAUACUUCAGGAGAUAAUAAUGACGAGAUUCUUGCCAAAGUGGAAAAAGUCGCCAAGGGAGUUGGGCCGGAUUGUCUGAUGGCGCUGCAAAGCAUGGAGGGAACUCCCGCCGAAGCCCUGGCAAAGAUUCAAGCCGGAGUGGCGAACUCCCUGAAAUGA